Messenger RNA from Penicillium daleae, 1320 nucleotides. RefSeq lists its product as uncharacterized. NCBI's taxonomy places the organism in Eukaryota, Fungi, Ascomycota, Eurotiomycetes, Eurotiales, Aspergillaceae. Gene Ontology annotation, molecular function: oxidoreductase activity, acting on the CH-CH group of donors; flavin adenine dinucleotide binding. The coding region runs from base 1 to 1320 and encodes 439 amino acids. The transcript is spliced from 5 exons. The record is from RefSeq and is a predicted model, not a curated record.
AUGCCUGCCUCAUCUCAGAUACCUCUGGUCGUUCAGCACUUCGUCAGUGACCGGGCCAAAAUGACCCUUGACUUGGUCGAACAAUUUGUCGAAAAAGACUGUAUCCCAGCCGAACCCAUAUUUCGAGCCCAACUCGGACAGGGCGAGCAACGAUGGACCAGCAAUCCUGCCGUCAUGGGCACACUCAAAGCUAAGGCUCGCUCCCUCGGCCUGUGGAACAUGUUCCUACCCAAGAACCGCUUCUCUCAGGGCGCUGGCUUCACCAAUCUUGAGUAUGGUUUGAUGGCUGAGUACCUAGGCAAGAGUAAACUGGCCUCGGAGGCUACAAAUAACGCUGCCCCCGAUACUGGUAAUAUGGAGGUACUGGCCAAAUACGGCAAUGAAGCCCAGAAGCGCGAAUGGCUGGCCCCGUUACUCGAGGGCAAGAUCCGCUCAGCCUUCCUCAUGACUGAACCGGAUGUUGCCUCGAGUGAUGCCACCAACAUACAGUUGAGCAUUCGCCGGGAGGGCAACGAAUAUGUGCUGAAUGGAUCGAAAUGGUGGUCCUCCGGCGCUGGUGAUCCCCGUUGCCAGGUCUACCUCGUGAUGGGUAAAUCUGAUCUUUCACAGCAGGAUCCAUACCGCCAGCAAUCUGUCAUCCUUGUCCCCGCCAACGCUGCUGGCAUCACUGUGCAUCGCAUGUUGUCUGUCUACGGUUAUGACGACGCUCCGCACGGCCACGGCCAUAUCACAUUUGAGAACGUGCGCGUCCCCGCCUCCGCCAUGGUGCUAGGCGAGGGCCGAGGCUUCGAGAUUAUCCAGGGCCGUCUAGGCCCCGGCCGCAUCCACAUUGCCAUGCGAACCAUUGGUGCCGCGGAAAAGGCCCUCGAGUGGCUGAUCGCCCGCAUCAAUGACGAUAGUAGGAAGACCUUCGGGAAGAGCCUGUCGGCCCACGGCGUUAUCCUCGAGUGGGUUGCCCGUUCACGGAUCGAGAUCGAUGCCGCCCGUCUCAUUGUCCUUAAUGCUGCUAUCAAGAUUGACCAGGGUGACGCCAAGUCUGCUCUCAAGGAGAUCGCCCAGGCCAAGGUCCUCGUGCCCCAGACGGCCCUAGCCGUUAUCGACCGUGCCAUCCAGGCCUAUGGCGCGGCUGGUGUCUGCCAGGAUACCCCUCUCGCUAACAUGUGGGCCAUGAGCCGCGCCUUGCGCAUUGCCGACGGGCCGGACGAGGUCCAUUUGCUGCAGCUUGGCCGUCGCGAGAACCGCGCCCGCAAGGAUGCCAUCGCCGCGAAGCUGGACUGGCAGCGUGCUGAGGGACAACUCGAUUUACAACAUCACUCGUAA